AUGGCGCCCCCUUGUCGAACGACCGCAAAGCUCGUCAUUUUGCCACCGCCAAUGACUUCGUUCCCUCUGGUCGAAAGCUCUCAAGAGAAUCCGAGGCUGUUUGAAGAGCUCAGUCAGCAAACUGCUCUGAACAGCGUUCAAUCCCUGGUGCUGAUCAGCAGCAACUUGUUCAGAGGCCCACUUCAGUUGGCAGGCAUGUCGCACAGUGUGAAGCAGCCAAUCGGGCAGAAGAGGCUGACCAACGUGGCCAUCGUGCGCUUUCGAAAGUAUGGGAAGCGGUUUGAGAUUGCAUGCUACAAGAACAAGGUCGUCUCCUGGCGAAACAAAGUAGAAAAGGACAUUGACGAGGUCCUGCAGUCUCACACCAUCUACAGCCAUGUGUCCAAGGGCGUGCUGGCCAAGAAGGAGGACCUGGUGCAAGUGUUUGGGACGGCGGACGAGGACAAGGUCUGCCUCGAGAUCCUGGAUCACGGCGAGCUCCAAGUAUCGGACAAGGAGCGCGAGGCGCACUUCAGCAGUUUGUCGCGCGACAUUGCGACGAUCGUGAUGGACAAGAGCGUGAACCCCGAGACGCAGCGGCCGUACACGGUGGGCAUGAUCGAGCGGUUCAUGAAGGAGGUGCACUUCAAGGUGGACCCCAACCGGAGCGCGAAGCAACAGGCCCUCGAGCUGAUCCGCACUCUGGAGAAGCGCUUUCCCAUCUCGCGCGCGCGCAUGAAGCUGCGCCUGACGGUCCCCCCCGACGCGGAGCAGCGCACCUCGGCCUGGCUCAAGGGGAUCAACGCGACAGCCGAGUCGGAGGAAAAGUCGCGGCAGUUCUCGGUGGUUUUCCUCGUAGAUCCGGGGCAGUUCCGCGCGUGUGACUCGCUGGCGCGGGAGUGCGGGGGACGGCUAGAAGUGGUCGCUCUCGCGGUACAAGAACAGGGGGAUCAUCGGGUGGACGAUUCCGAAGAGGGGGGCCAAGAAAGCCGGGGCGGCGAGGGGGGGGAUGCGUUAGCGGAGAGGUUGGCGAGGGCGGCUCUGGACCGGGGGGAAGGAGAACGGGCGGAGUCGAAGCCGGAGAGUUCCGGAAGAGGGGGGCGAAGCGAAGCUGCAAAAGCGCCCCCAGCGGCGGGGGGAAGACAACAAAAGUGUAACACGUGCGAGGCGCCGUUUGCGGACGCGAAACUGUUUCGGGAGCACUUCAAGUCGGACUGGCACCGACAUAAUCUGAAGCGGAAAGCACAGGAGCUGCCGCCGCUAAGCGAGGACGAGUGCGCGACGGACACGGAGGUGCUGGAUGAGAAGAGUGACAUGGACCAGUACUCGAGAUGAUUGCGUGAAACUUCGACUGACAUAUGUCUUCUUCUUUGAAACCAUUGAAGUGUGUGUAUAGUAAACCUUGUAGGCUAGUCACAGCUGAAGCCUUCUUCCCGCUACAGCUCGAGCUGUUGAAAUCUGCUCCGCGAGAUGGCGCUGGACUGCAUGUUCUUUUAAGCUUUGACGUAGGCAUGCGUAU
Messenger RNA from Klebsormidium nitens, 1498 nucleotides. Lineage: Eukaryota; Viridiplantae; Streptophyta; Klebsormidiophyceae; Klebsormidiales; Klebsormidiaceae. The record is from the annotation of a GenBank genome assembly.